Molecule: messenger RNA, 6866 nt
Organism: Aspergillus piperis CBS 112811
Lineage: Eukaryota; Fungi; Ascomycota; Eurotiomycetes; Eurotiales; Aspergillaceae
Product: polyketide synthase
Exons: 5
Coding region: 1-6720 (2239 amino acids)
Biological process (GO): secondary metabolite biosynthetic process; fatty acid biosynthetic process
Molecular function (GO): 3-oxoacyl-[acyl-carrier-protein] synthase activity; oxidoreductase activity; fatty acid synthase activity
Source: RefSeq, a predicted model, not a curated record
AUGACCCUCACAAACAAUUCGCAGACACCAAUUGCUGUCGUUGGAAUGUCCUGUCGCCUUCCGGGCCAGGUCCGUACGAUUGAUGACUUCUGGACUCUCAUAUCUCGUGGUCGGGACGCAUGGUGUCCAUUCCCUUCAGACCGCAUAUCCAGUGCGGCCUACUACCACCCAGAUCCCCAGCGAAAGGGUUGCUUCAAUCAGAAGGGGGGUUACUUCCUUCAGGAGGACUUAUCCCAGUUUGACGCUCCAUUCUUCCACAUCACUCAACAAGAAGCCAUUGCCAUGGAUCCAAAUCAGCGACUACUCCUCGAGUGUGCUUAUGAAGCCUUGGAGAACGCCGGUAUCCCAUACGAAGCCAUAUCAGGCUCGCGAAUGGGCGUCUUCACGGGUCAUUGUGCAUCAGACUACCGCCGCAGUGCUUUUCGCGACCUCCACGCUCUUCCCAUGUUCGACGCCACGGGGAAUCAGGAAUCUAUUCAGGCCGGUCGUCUUUCACAUUUUUUUAACCUCCGUGGCCCAUGUAUGACUGUCGAUACGGCCUGUUCGUCCAGUCUCUAUGCCCUUCACCUGGCCGUGCAGAGCAUUCGUUCAGGGGAAGCGGACUCUGCUCUGGUCAGUGGAACCAGACUGCAUGUUAAUCCAGACGAGACGGUUUCAAUGUCUAUGAUGGGUCUAUACAACGAGCAAGGAAAGACCUUUGCAUUUGAUGAUCGUGCCGUCUCGGGCUUUGCGUGCGGCGAGGGUUUGGGCUGUGUUGUCCUUAAGCCACUGGACCAGGCUCUGGAAGACAAUGACCCGAUAUAUUCGGUCAUCAGGAGCACAGGUCUGAAUCAUGAUGGUCGAACUGUCGGUCUGACGAACCCCAGCGGGGAGGCCCAAGAGGAACUCAUGCGAGAAGUGUACGCCCGCGCCAACCUCUCCCCUGAGGAGACAGGGUUCGUUGAGGCGCACGGUACUGGAACCAAGGUCGGUGAUCCCAUCGAAGUUGGCGCCAUUCAUCGGGUGUUCAAGGACGGCCGGACCAAGCGCGCACCGCUAUAUAUCGGCUCCGCCAAGUCCAACUUUGGACAUCUCGAACCUGCCAGCGGCAUUGUGUCCCUGAUCAAGGCCUCCCUGAUGCUCCACCGUGGCUUCAUUCUUCCCAAUGCUAAUUUUGAGCGCGCCAAUCCUGCCAUCCCUCUCGACCAAUGGAAUAUCAGGGUACCGACCAGUCUACGUCCCUGGCCCCAGGGCAAGAAGUACAUCAGUAUCAACAACUUCAGCUUCGGUGGCUCUAACUGCCAUGUCGUACUGGAAAGACCUCCCCGUCCGUGCGGUCAGCCUCCCGACACCUCAAACGAUGCGCCCCGGCUCUUCGUACUGAGUGGCUAUGACGACGAGGCCGCCAAACGCAUUGCCACGAACCUCGUCUUCUACUUGGAACAACACCCGGGAGUCUUCGAACGGCGCCUGGUACACGACGUCGCGUACACUCUUGGCGAGAGGCGCUCUCACUUUCCCUGGCGUAUUGCAGUCACUGCUUCGUCUACUGCCGAACUUGUGGAGAUCUUGAAUGGGCCCGCGAGUAUCCCUCAGCGCGCCCGUCUGGGAGCUGGCUCUUCUUCUGCCAUUGCUUUUGCCUACACUGGACAAGGCGCACAAUGGCCCCGUAUGGGCUUGGAACUGACUGGCACCCACCCUGUAUUUGCAGCCAGCAUGGAGGAAGCAGCACGUGCAUUGGAGGGUCUAGGGGCAGACUUCUCCCUGUUUGAAGAGCUCAGGCGUGAGGCAGCUGAAUCUCGCGUCAAUCAACCCCAGAUUUCCCAGGUUGUCUGCACCGCCGUGCAGAUUGCUCUGACCGAUCUUCUGGCUUCUUGGGGCAUACAACCGAGGAUGGUUGUUGGCCACUCCAGCGGAGAGAUUGGAGCAGCUUAUGCGGCUGGUGCUAUUUCUGUGAGCGAGGCCAUUGCCCUGGCGUAUCAUCGGGGACGACUCGCUGCCCAAGUUCGCGUCCGAUUUUCAGAUCUAAAUGGCUGCAUGAUGGCCGUCGGAGAGAGUGCCGAGGAGGUGCACCGGACCAUCAAGCAACUCCAACUGGAGAAGGACAUCACUGUGGCUUGUGAAAAUUCACCACGUUCUACCACGGUGUCUGGAGAUGCCACUGCUAUGGACCUUCUUGCGAAGGAGCUAGAAGCCCGGCAGACGUUUCAUCGCAAGCUUCAUGUCGACGUCGCUUAUCACUCUCCCCACAUGCAGCUGAUCGCCGAGGACUAUACCAGCGCUAUUCAGCAGGUCGCCCCAUCAACAAUGAAGGAGAAUGUCCAAUUCUACUCCUCGCUGUUGGGUGAAAAGGUGGAGCAACCUGGGGUUCUGGGAGCAUCAUAUUGGGUCGAUAACCUGACGCACCCGGUCCGGUUCUCCACUGCGCUGGGCCAGCUGUGUGCCGAGUCCAAGCCCGAUAUCAUUAUUGAGAUCGGGCCGCAUUCCGCGUUGCAGGGACCGAUCAAGCAGAUUCUGCAGGGCAUGCAGAACACGCACAUUCAGUACUUCGCCUCCCUGGCCCGCAACGACCAUGCCACCAAGGCCGCGCUCCAGCUUGCAGGCCGCUUGUUCUUGGCCGGCCAGCAGCUGAAUUUCCGUGCUGUCAACCCAAUUCACCAGGGUGGGUCAGUCCCGACGGUUUUGCCGUCUCUCACGCCAUAUCCCUGGUCUAAUCGGUCUUACUGGCACGAGGGUCGCGUCGCCUUCAACCACCGAAUGCCGCGCUUCCCCCGCCACGAUCUGCUGGGACGAAUGGAAGCGUCUACCCGUGAAGAUGAGCAGCCCAUCUGGCGCAAUUCCCUGUCCCUGGACAGCGUACCAUGGCUCCGCAGUCAUCGUAUGCAAUCCAUGACUACCUUCCCCAUGGCUGGCUAUGUAAGUAUGGCCGUCGAGGCGGCAUCCCAACGGGCUCAGCUCAGAGGUCUCUCCCAAUCCCAGAUUGCCGGGUACCGGCUCCGUGAGUUCCAGGCUUCCUCGGCGUUCACCAUGGAGGAGAACGUCGAGUACGAGACCUGGUUCUCUCUGAGUUCGUUCACGGAGGGCACCCGCUCUUACUCCAGUGAUUGGGACGAGUUUCGUAUCGCCUCGUGGACCGCGACUCGCGGCUGGCGCGAGCAUUGCCGUGGUCUCGUCGGCAUCAGACGCCAGGAGUCGUCCACCAACCCGGUCAGCCAACGCCGGUCAUUCCACGCUGCGCUUCAACGGCGCCACGAGGCGACUCAGGGAGAUUACCGCCCUAUGCCGCUGGAGGCUUUCUAUGCUGACCUCGAAGAGCGCGGGGCCGGGUACAGUGAUGUUUUCACUCUCCACCCCGAGAGUGGGCUGGCCGUACAAAAAGCAGGCGCAGGAUGCAGCUAUGCGCGUGGCAAUGUUUCAGUGCCCAACACGGCUGAGGCUAUGCCAUCGGGGCAUGAGACGCCGUCUAUUGUGUCCCCCCCAUUCUUGGAUAUGUGCUUUCAGCUGACGUUCCCCGUUCUUGGGGCGAAAUAUGGCCGCAUUCCAUGCCUUUACAUGCCUAUCUCCAUCCAGGAAAUGGAGAUUGCCGCAAACUUCCCCGCCAAACCUGGAGCUAUUGUGGAAGCCCAUGCUCUUGGGUUUCCCGCGGAUGCUUCUAAUCUCGGGCCGACGGAGUUCACGGUUGAUGCCUGGGACCCAAAUGCAUCAACCGAGCAGCCUGUGCUCACUAUCCUCGGCCUUCGAUCGACUCCUAUGAACACUGAUAUCUCCAUCGACGCCACCCCGCACCCUUGGUGCUACACCGUGCAGUGGGCGCCAUUCUCCUCGGCUGGUGAACCAAAUGGCGCAGAGGCGAAUGGAAAUGACCACACCAACAGGAAUGGCCAAGCUAACGGUUCUGGCGAGGGGCAUGGUAACGGGGUUGCACAUGCCAACGGUAGCCAUCACGCAUCACUGGCAGACCAGACAACCACUGUCAUCAUCACAGAGAGGAACCGCUCAGACCCACUGAUCUCCUCGCUUAUGAAAACUAUCGAGGCAUUCACUGAGCAUGAGGUCACUAUUUCUCCCCUGUCAGGCGUACAGAUGUCCUCAACGAAUCGUUACAUCUGCCUGUGUGAACUAGAUACGCCAGUCCUGCAAUCUCUUACCCCAGAAUCUUUCAAGCAGGUUCAGAACCUCCUUCUCAACUGCUCCUAUUGCCUCUGGAUAACCUCCGGGGCAUACCUCGCUGUGGAUCAGCCCGAGCUGAACCUCAGCCAGGGUCUCCUGCGGUCUGUGCGUUCAGAAACUGGGAACGCUGUCGUCAGCCUGGACCUGGACCCCAGCUCUCGGCAAGACGUGGCAGGUCGGGCCCAACUCAUUUUGGAUGCUUUCAAGGCGUCGACUAGCACUCUACUGAAAGCGGCCAGUGAUGAGGAAGCACCCCUAUCGGACUACGAGUUUAGUGAAGUCAGCGGGCGCCUGAUGGUCCCUCGUUUAGCCGAGCAAUCCGAGCUGAACAGUGCCCUCUUCCGAGAGACACACCCCUCUCACUCGUAUGCGCAGGACUUCGACCAGGGAACUGAUCGUCGACUCAAGAUCGCCGUCGGCACGUUGGGCGCCUUGGACUCUCUCUACUGGACCGAUGAUCCAGCCCAGCCACUCGGCGACAACGAAAUCGAGAUCAAAGUGGCCUGCACGGGCGCCAACUUCAAGGAUGUGGUGAUUGCCAUGGGUCAAGUCGCAAGUCCUUACUUGGGUAUCGAGUGUAGUGGUACAGUAGCUCGCGUUGGAGCCAAGGUAGACACACUCAAGCCUGGCGACCGCGUUGGCGCCAUGUCCCAAGGUGCGUAUAGCACGUACGCACGGUGCCCCGCAACCAGCGCCGCUGUCAUUCCAGACUCCAUGACCUUUGAGACGGCCGCUUCCAUUCCCGUCACCUAUAGCACGGCCUACUAUGGACUGGUCGAGCUGGCUAAAAUAGAAGCGGGCGAAAGCAUUCUCAUCCAUGCCGCCGCCGGCGGCGUUGGUCAGGCCGCGAUUCAGCUAGCCCAGCUGAUCGGAGCCGAGAUCUAUGCCACGGUGGGUAGCGAGGAGAAGAAGCAGAUGCUGGUCGAUCGCUACUGCAUCCCGGCGAGCCGCAUCUUUUACAGUCGGAACACCGAGUUCGGUCCUUGUGUCCGGGAUGCUACGGGCGGACGCGGCGUAGAUGUGGUUUUGAAUUCGCUGGCGGGCGAUUUCCUUCGCGAAACCUGGAGCUGUCUGGCGCCUUUUGGUCGGUUCAUUGAGAUUGGAAAGCGGGAUAUUACAUCGAACACCCGGCUGGAGAUGAGCAGGUUUGAGUACAAUUGCACAUUCUCCUCUUUGGAUUUGACGCUUGUUGCGGAACAGAAGGGCAAGGUCCUCAACCGGGUCUUCACCUCUAUCAUGAGGAUGUUCGCGCAAGGGAGAUUGAGUCCCGUACAUCCGGUCACGACGGUCGGUAUCACGGAGGUAGAAUCGGUGCUACGAAAGCUACAGAGUGGCAAGACAACAGGCAAGGUCGUGGUGGACCAUCGCAUCAAUGGGAAGGUCAAGGCCACGCAUCCCACUCCAUCCAAUGACCUUCUGCCGUCUGAGGCUACGUACAUCAUUGUAGGUGGUACUGGAGGUAUUGGGCAAUCGAUCACUCGCAGAAUGGUGCAGCGCGGAGCCCGAGAGAUCGUCCUGCUCUCCCGCAGUGGCACCGUCACGGAAGCUAUCCAGAAACUCAUCGACGAGUGCCAGACUGUGAAUGCAUCGAUCCACGUUAAGCAAUGCGAUGUGUCCGAAAUCUCGCAGGUCAAGGCGAUGAUUGCGGAACUGCAGAAAGACCUGCCCCCAGUCCGGGGUGUCAUUCACGCAGCCAUGGUUCUCAAGGACACUCUCUUCGAACAGAUGACUUUCCCUGACUGGGACGCUGUUCUCCGUCCCAAGGUCGCAGCCGCUUGGAACCUCCACUAUUCCCUUCUGCACCAGCCUCUGGACUUCUUCGUCAUGCUUUCUUCCGUGUCCGGCAUCAUCGGCAAUCGUGGUCAAGCCGCCUACGCAGCCGGAAACUGCUUUCUGGAUGCAUUGGCGCGCUACCGCCGCCAGAAGGGUCUCUCUGCCGUAUCUAUCGAUCUUGCCGCGGUAGCCGACGUCGGCGUGCUCUCUAACGACGCAGAAAGAAGGGCAGAAGUGAUGAAGAACCUGAAAUCGAGUAAUGCGUUACAAGAGGUAGAAGUGCUCACCUUGGUUGAAUUGGCAAUGCAGGGCCGCCUGACCGCCCUGAAUGUGGAGCAGUGCAUCACUGGUGUGCAUUGGGCUCCCCCAACCCCAACCCCAUACUAUGCCUCCGAUGCCCGCUUCACCCAGCUCGUCGAAGCUGCUAGACAACUCGAAGGCAACGACGCUGCCAACGGCUCAACCACGAAAUCCCUCUCUAUCGGGCAGCAGGUUCGCCGCGCAGCAAACCUCGAGGAAGCACUCGAGAUUACGGCGAUCGGUCUACGGGACAAACUGGGUGACAUUCUCAUGCUUCCCCGGGAAGUGUUGGAGGCGCAUACGCAGUCGACUCCGAUUGCGACGUUUGGAUUGGAUUCCUUGAAUGCCAUUGAGUUGAGAAACUGGAUCGGAAAGGAGCUGAUGGCCCAUAUGCAAGUCCUGGAGUUGUUGUCGGCGGGUGUGUUGGGCGAUUUGGCGCUGUUGGUGUUGAAGAAGUCGACUUUGGAGGGGGCGUGGAAGGGAGAAAUUAGCAACUAAUGUGCUAUUUGACACAACGGUGGGGAUGCUCACCGUGGGUAGGUAGAUUGGGAUGAUGGCAUGGGGGGAUAUACCUCGGUGUGUGUUGAGUACCUGAUGUAAUUUUAAGAGUGUAUUUGCUGCGAGUGAUAAUCUGGUAUACCUUG